AAAGCCAUAUAGACGUUAAUGAAGAAACAGGAGAAAAAUGACGUGACGGUUGGGAUUAGCUGAAACAGAACAGAGCAUAUAUUUGAGCGGGAGUGGGGUACAGCCUGCGCAAAAAUUCCAGAGGAUAGAGCCAAAAACCACGUGAGAAGUACGGCAUGGAGCCCGGUGCAUCAAGAUUACUCGUUCACACAACCCACUUUUCAGUAGUACGAAAGAUCAUCGUCGAAUGGUCGAAGAGAUCAGCCGUUCUGGGAGCGUAGUCUGAGCGGAAGAAAGAAAGAAUUGCGAUAAUGGAAGAUAAUUCAGCAGCGGAGCCGCUUAUCAAGAAACAAGGAUAUCAUGACAACUGCGAAGCGUGCAAGAUUGAGAGAUUCAAAGAAUCUAAUACUGGGAUCCCCUUCAAGCUUUUGUUUUUUGUCUGGGUUGUCACUCUUGCUGCGGCUCUGCCAAUCUCGUCUCUCUUUCCUUUCCUUUAUUUCAUGACUCGGGACUUCCAUAUUGCAAAAAGGGAGGAAGACAUAAGUUACUAUGCUGGAUACGUGGGAUCUUCAUUCAUGUUUGGAAGAGCUUUGACUUCUCUUCUCUGGGGAAUGGUGGCUGAUAAAUAUGGUCGGAAACCAAUAAUAAUGAUUGGCACAAUUAUAGUGGUUGUAUUCAAUACACUGUUUGGUCUUAGUGUAAACUAUUGGAUGGCAAUUUCGACAAGGUUCCUUCUCGGAAGUUUGUGUGGAAUUCUUGGUCCUAUGAGGGCAUAUGCUUCAGAAAUCUGUCGUAAAGAACACCAAGCUUUGGGGAUGUCUGUCAUUGGCACAUCCUGGGGCAUAGGCUUGGUCAUUGGUCCGGCUGUUGGUGGUUUUCUUGCACAGCCUGCAGAGAAGUAUCCUCAGAUCUUUUCUAGAGAAUCUCUGUUUGGGAGGUUUCCAUACUUUUUGCCUUGUCUUGUGAUAUCAGUCUUUGCUUUGGUGGCAUUCAUCAUCUCGUGUUGGCUUCCUGAAACUCUUCACAUCCAUUGUGAAGAAAACAUCGCACGAAAUUCCAGAGAAGCUCCACCGGAAGAUAAUACAUAUGAGUCGAUUCAGUCACAGGAAAUGGAAGUUUCUAAGCUCCAAUCCACUGUCUCUCAAAGAAGCCUCUUCAGAAAUUGGCCCUUAGUUUCUGCUAUUAUAGUGUAUUGCAUUUUCCAACUUCAUGAUAUGGCAUACAGUGAGAUAUUCUCAUUGUGGGCUGUCAGCUCAAGAAAGCUUGGGGGCUUAAGUUUUAGCACUUCGGAUGUUGGUGAAGUUCUUUCUGUUACAGGGUUUGGUAUGUUACUCUUUCAGCUCUUUCUAUAUACUUGGAUAGAGAGGAUGCUGGGAGCCAUCUUGGUUUCUCGUAUUGGAGCUGUUAUUACAAUACCAUUGCUGUCGAGCUAUCCAUUUAUAGCCAAAUUAUCUGGUCCGGUUCUCUUAUUGGUGCUAAAUUCUGCAUCCUUGUUGAAGAAUGUACUCUCUAUAUCCAUCACAACAGGCCUGUUAGUUAUUCAAAACAGAGCUGUGGCCCAAGAACAAAGAGGAGCUGCAAAUGGCAUAUCUAUGUCUGCUAUGUCCCUUUUCAAAGCAAUUGGCCCUGCAGCUGGGGGUUCACUACUCUCUUGGGCUCAAGGCAGGCAGCAUGCAGAGUUUUUACCAGGUACACGAACAACUCUUGUGUUCACAUGGUUUUCUUCAUUUUGAACGUGGUUGAGAUUGUCGGCCUCAUUAUGACCUUCAAACCCUUUCUGGCUCACCCCGAGGACGAGAUCUCCGAUCCGGAGCCUGACCCUGAAAGCCACAGAAGUUAGACUAAACUAGAGACCUCUUUCAUUGAUUCAAAUGCAGGGAUUCGUGUGAAUCUCAAUACAUGAACUAGAUUGGUGCAAAUUAGCUCUACCCAUGUGGUGGUAUUUGUUGUCUGAAAUAUGUUCAUCUAGAUGAGUAGGUACCCUUUUUUUGUCACAGUGACAGUCUGCUUUUAAGCCCACUUUUGAACCUGCUGUAGCAAUACAAUGUGUAUGAAGAAGUGUAAAGAUUGAGGGUGAAUAAGAUCAGUAUCUUCAGUGGUACACAAUUCUGGUGGA
Molecule: messenger RNA, 2095 nt
Organism: Sesamum indicum (sesame)
Lineage: Eukaryota; Viridiplantae; Streptophyta; Magnoliopsida; Lamiales; Pedaliaceae
Source: RefSeq, a predicted model, not a curated record